Messenger RNA from Electrophorus electricus (electric eel), 2006 nucleotides. RefSeq names its product sterile alpha motif domain containing 8a (gene samd8a). Gene Ontology annotation, biological process: ceramide biosynthetic process. Gene Ontology annotation, molecular function: ceramide cholinephosphotransferase activity; sphingomyelin synthase activity; protein binding. Gene Ontology annotation, cellular component: Golgi membrane; endoplasmic reticulum membrane; plasma membrane. The record is from RefSeq and is a predicted model, not a curated record. Lineage: Eukaryota; Metazoa; Chordata; Actinopteri; Gymnotiformes; Gymnotidae.
CGUGGCCGUGACUCACGUGCGCAGCACUGACGCGAUUAGUCUUCGCGAGGGUCAGAACUUCGCGAGGCUCUGGAGAGGUUCGACGCGAGUCGGCAUGCUGGGCUGUAGUGGUGUACAGGCCUGGAGCAGUAAGCAGGUGGCCGACUGGCUGCGGGAGCAGGGGUUCAGUGCCUAUGUUGAUCUGCUUUGCACGCAGCACCGUGUGGAUGGCACAAGCCUGCUGUGUCUCACUGAACACGACCUGCGCUCCCCCCCCCUGCAGCUGCCUCUGCUGGGUGACAUCAAGAGGCUUGCCCUUGCUCUACGGAAGCUCCAGAGACAACAUUCCCCCUCACACACACCGUCUACAGACUUCAGAGCGAACGGAUCCAAAUACUGUUACAGGAAUGACAGGUUUGGUGGAGACUAUAGGCAGUGUAAUGGGGUUGCCACAGUAACAGCUGUGAUGGAGCAGCAUUGUCAUGGCUACUCAAAUGGAAAAUAUAAGCACCGAUGGAGCCAGCUGGAGCCGGAGGGCUGGAAAACCAUCCUCAGCUUGGUCUAUGUGACCCUGGUGUUUGGAAUCACCUCCUUUGUUAUGGUGCUGGUGCAUGAGAGAGUGCCUGACAUGCAUACUUAUCCACCACUGCCUGAUAUAUUCCUCGACAGUGUACCCAGAAUUCCGUGGGCUUUUGUCAUGGCUGAGGCUUGUGCUCUGGCCCUAGGUUAUAUACUACUGCUAGUACUGCUACUACACAAACACAGAUCAAUUCUUUUCCGGAGACUAUGUAGUUUGAUGGGGUCAGUGUUCCUGCUCCGCUGUGUCACCAUGUUUGUCACCUCUCUGUCUGUCCCAGGAAAUCACCUGCAAUGCUCAGGAAAGAUGUAUGGCGAUAUAUGGUCAAAGCUGCUCAGGGCGCUAGAGAUCUGGGUAAGGAUGGGAAUGUCUAUGACAGGCAUGCACACAUGUGGAGAUUACAUGUUCAGCGGACACACUGUGGUUCUAACUAUGCUCAACUUCUUCAUCACAGAAUAUACACCCAGGAAGUGGCAUAUUUUGCACACGCUCUCCUGGGUGCUCAACCUGUUUGGCAUCUUCUUCAUCCUGGCAGCACAUGAGCAUUACUCCAUUGAUGUGUUCCUCGCCUUCUAUAUCACCACGCGCCUCUUCCUCUACUACCACACGCUGGCCAACACGCACGCCUACCAGCACAGCCGCCGCGCUCGCAUCUGGUUCCCCAUGUUCUCCUUCUUCGAGUGCAACGUCAGUGGGCCUGUGCCCAGUGAAUACUGCUGGCCCUUUUCCAGACCAGCCUUCAUGAAAACACUCAUAGGGUAGAGGUGGGGGGGGUGGAUGCUUGAAGAAGUUUGACAGUUAGGGAAAGUUAUUUAUUUAUUUUUUAUUUUCUUUUGGUACUCCACUGACACUGAAGAGAAUUGAUGUGUCUUGGAUUAAAAUGCCAAAUUAACUGACAUGUACAUGUACACACACACACACACACACUACAGCUGGUACUGGCAUUGGAGAAGCUGGUGAAUCUGUCUGAAUAGUUAAGCAAUUUGUGAAGAAACUAAAUGUAUCGUCACACAUGGAGUACAUUACACUAUAGUAGAGAGGUUAAGGUCAGUACAUUGCACUACAGUAGUGAAGCUGAAGCCAUCAGAGCUUUUUAAAACCUUUUUUAACAGAUUUGUGGAGCAAUAGUGGGUUCUGCAUUGUCCUCAGUGGUCUGUAAUAUCACCAUUUGCCUUAUGCUGCUGCUGUAAGGUGGAGCAUUGUCCUGCAGUGAGAUGAAGGAGUACCUUGCUGUGAGAUGGAGUGGUAUCCUGGGUUGGGGAGUUAUUACUCUGCCAGUCAUGAGCUUUUGUUUUGCUGUUUACGUUGAUAGACCACAUAUCUGUAUUAUUCUAACUAUUCCUACUGUUGACUUUGAUUAAAUUACAGAGUAGGCUUUAACAUUGUGGUACAGCUAGAUGUGUGUGUGUGUGUGUGUGUGUGUGUGUGUGUGUGUGUGUGUGUGUGUGUG